This is a messenger RNA of Microdochium trichocladiopsis, 1200 nucleotides long. RefSeq names its product kinase-like domain-containing protein. Gene Ontology annotation, cellular component: cAMP-dependent protein kinase complex; nucleus. Lineage: Eukaryota; Fungi; Ascomycota; Sordariomycetes; Xylariales; Microdochiaceae. The transcript has 3 exons. Bases 1 to 1200 code for a protein of 399 amino acids. Gene Ontology annotation, biological process: peptidyl-serine phosphorylation. The record is from RefSeq and is a predicted model, not a curated record. Gene Ontology annotation, molecular function: cAMP-dependent protein kinase activity; ATP binding.
AUGGCCACCACGGUCGCGCAUUCCGGUUUCCUGGGCGGCGUCAAGCAGGAAUUCCAAAAGCUCAGAGACCACAUCAGCACAGAUCACAGCAACCCGCCGUCGCCGCACCAAGACACAUCCCCGACCGGCAAUCGGGGCGAGGAGGACUUGCACACAGCACAGCAUGAAGGCGAGCGUGAGGCCGAACAAGAAAAACUCAAGCUCAGCGACUUCAAUCUCGUGCGGACGUUAGGGACAGGCACAUUUGCUCGAGUCUGCCUCGUACGCCCAGCCCGCGGCACAGACGAGGACAAAGAAAAGGUCUUUGCCCUCAAAAUCCUUCGCAAGGCCGAGGUCAUAAAAUUGAAGCAGGUCGACCACGUGCGGCACGAGCGGCAAAUCCUUGGCGAUGUUGCUGGGUUCCCCUUCAUCACGGAGCUCAUGGCGUCCUUCUCCGACCAUGACUCUUUAUACAUGCUUCUAGACUAUGUCCCUGGAGGCGAACUAUUCAGCUAUCUCCGCCGCCAUCGCCGGUUCCCCGAAGACUGGGCGCAGUUUUAUUCCGCCGAGAUUGUGCUCGUUCUCGAGUACCUUCACGAACAACAAGGUGGCGUGGCUUAUCGCGACUUGAAGCCGGAAAAUCUUCUCAUCGACGCCGAAGGCCAUGUCAAACUGGUUGAUUUUGGAUUCGCCAAGAGGCUGGGGCACAAGGAUGACAGGCCAGUCGAGACCUAUACACUGUGCGGCACCCCAGAGUACCUUGCCCCAGAAGUGAUACAAAACAAGGGCCACACGACGGCUGUGGACUGGUGGGCGCUGGGAAUCCUCAUAUACGAGUUCCUCACGGGCUACCCGCCAUUCUGGCACCAGAACCCAAUAGAGAUCUACAAGCAGAUCGUGGAGAAGCCAGUCGUCUUUCCAGCCGACCCGCCCAUCUCGGACAACGCACAGAACAUCAUCCGCUCUUUCUGCACAGUAGACCGGACCCGCCGUCUUGGAAACAUAAGUGGCAACGCCAAUGCCGUCAAGUCACAUCCCUUCUUUGACGGCAUCGACUGGGACGCCCUCCUGAACAGGCAGAUCUCACCGCCCAUCGUCCCGCAGGUGCGCUUCCCCGGCGACGCCCAGUGCUUCGAUCUGUAUCCGGAGGACGACGGCAAGCGGGAGCCGUACACCGAUGAACUGGCGAGUAAGUACGACCAGUACUUUAAGGACUUUUGA